Messenger RNA from Schistocerca piceifrons (Central American locust), 4161 nucleotides. It is a transcript of the gene krz, whose product is annotated as beta-arrestin-1. The transcript has 13 exons. Gene Ontology annotation, molecular function: G protein-coupled receptor binding. Gene Ontology annotation, biological process: signal transduction; G protein-coupled receptor internalization. The record is from RefSeq and is a predicted model, not a curated record. NCBI's taxonomy places the organism in Eukaryota, Metazoa, Arthropoda, Insecta, Orthoptera, Acrididae. Gene Ontology annotation, cellular component: cytoplasm. Bases 265 to 1530 code for a protein of 421 amino acids.
AGCAGAGAGGUGUGUAUGUCAGAUAGUGUUCAACGCUGUGUGGGUGUUAUGGUGUGUGACGUCUGUGUCGUAUUGCGUACACAGUGAUUACGUAUCGUGGAGCGUAGUAUGAAACUGUCGAAUUACGUUGUGCGCUUUUAACUUUGUGAACUCCGUGCAUUAAAUUUAAAGGUCGUUGUGGAGGGGCAGCCCACAGCCCCGGGACUCCCCCGGUCUCCCACGGCGCCCGCGCGCUCGCAGCACGCGCCGUCCGGCAGUCCGGACAUGGACGACCCUUCCAGCAAAAGGCAGGCCACCAGAGUUUUCAAGAAGAGUUCGCCGAAUGGGAAGAUUACUGUAUAUUUGGGAAAAAGGGAUUUUGUUGAUCAUAUAACACACGUGGAUCCCAUAGAUGGAGUGGUACUUAUCGACCCAGAUUACGUUAAAGACCGGAAGGUGUUUGGUCAUGUUCUUGCUGCUUUUCGGUAUGGUCGUGAGGAUCUGGAUGUCCUAGGACUUACUUUCAGGAAAGAUUUGUACCUUGCAUCAGAACAGAUUUAUCCCCAGGAUAGCAGCACAUCAAAGAGGCCACUUACAAGACUGCAGGAGCGUUUAAUCAAGAAACUAGGACCAAAUGCAUAUCCGUUUUAUUUUGAACUACCUCCCCACUGUCCUGCUUCAGUAACUCUCCAGCCAGCACCAGGUGAUACAGGAAAACCUUGUGGUGUGGACUAUGAACUGAAAGCUUUUGUCGGAGAGUCUCAAGAUGAUAAGCCACAUAAGCGGAAUUCAGUACGGCUCGCCAUUCGGAAGAUUAUGUACGCACCAAGCAAACAGGGUGAACAACCAUCUGUAGAAGUUAGUAAAGAAUUUAUGAUGAGCCCAAAUAAACUGCACUUAGAAGCAUCAUUGGACAAAGAGUUAUAUCAUCAUGGAGAAAACAUAGCUGUGAAUGUUCAUAUAGCCAACAACUCAAAUAGAACAGUCAAGAAAAUAAAGGUUUCAGUGCGGCAGUUUGCAGAUAUCUGUCUAUUUUCAACGGCACAGUACAAAUGCACUGUAGCAGAAGCAGAAAGCGAAGAGGGCUGUCCCAUCGGACCAGGGUUCACCUUGAGCAAAGUGUUUGUGCUGACGCCCCUCCUAGCCAAUAACAAGGACAAGUGGGGCUUAGCUCUUGAUGGACAGUUAAAACAUGAAGACACGAAUCUUGCCUCCAGCACUUUAGUUGCAGAUCCUUCCCAAAGAGAGAAUCUUGGAAUAAUUGUGCAGUACAAGGUCAAAGUGAAGCUCUGUCUGGGCGCACUUGGAGGAGACUUGAUUGCCGAGCUGCCGUUUAUUCUGAUGCAUCCUAAACCUGAAGAAGAGCCAGCACCAUCUACAGCCCGGCCAUCUCCAUCACAUGCAGUAAAGGAAGGUGGUGAAGAUGUUGUGCCUGUUGACACAAACCUUAUCCAACUUGAUACGGAAGGAAUAUGCCCUGAUCAAGAUGAUGAUAUAAUCUUUGAAGAUUUUGCAAGACUGCGAUUGAAAGGUGCAGAAACAGAUGCUUGAAAAUGGUCAUCGUUGGAAAAAAAAAAACACUUCGCUUCUUCAUUGUGCACAGAAAUUACUUUGUGUGGAGUAAUAAGUGACACUGCAAUAAUCACAGCAGUGAAUCCUUUUAACUUGAAGGUUGCAACUUCCAUUUGAAGCUCUGGGGUUUAACUUGUAAUUUAUAUGCUUCUUGAAGUAACCAGAGGUUUCAGACAAUAGAGGAAGUGAUAAUGGCAUACGUGUAAGGUGGGGUGGCAUUUUCUGGUGUUAAGUGAUUAGUACUGAAUAACAACAUAGCCAUUUUCAUUUUUAUAUUUUUUGUAUUGCAUAGUAAUACAACAGUCCCUUCACUGUAUUCUACUGUUACCUUAUGUUGCUACACAUUAUUUUAGUUACGUGUCAUCAGUCUGAGCAUUUUAAUUGGUAUUUUUAGUGAUCUCUCUCUCUCUCUCUCUCUCUCUCUCUCUCUCUCUCUCUCUCUCACACACACACACACACACACACACACACACACACACACACACACAUAUAUGUUGACCUAGUCAGGAGAUAAGGACUGUAAGAUACUUGCCGUUUGUACAAUUUUUAACCAUAGACAAGAUUCUGUUGUUGUUUCUUAUCCUGUAGGUAAUGACUUACUUUAAACUGGAAUAAUAAUCCAGUUGCUGUAGCCUGCAAUAAUGUAAUACUUUGUUUGCCUGUGCACAUAGGCCAGUACAUGAUAGUCUAUAGAGGUGAUUGUGUAUUGCUAUAGAUUGUGUUCCUCUUUAAUCCAGUCACCAGAGAUCAAUUUCUUUUUGUUGUUGUAUGUACUUUUGAGUGUAAAAGAAACUGCAGAAAUGUUUAUCAGUUGUUAUUGAAUAUUGGUUCCUUAAAUUUUGCCAGUAUUCAUGGUAUGCACCAAAUGUAAACACCCUGCAUUAAACUUUUUAAAUCAAAUCUGUUAGUUGAGACGUUGUUGUUGUUGUUGUCGUUUUUUUUAACUAGAGUAUAACUAGAUUAAAAUAUUGGAAUCAUGAGAAAACCAUUUGAUGUAGUAUUUAGAGACAUUAUCUUUUUUUCCAAAAACUAAAGAAAAAAACCCCCUCACUCACAUGCACAAGCUUGUGUUACACUGUAAUAGUGUAGUCCCACCAUGGUGUGAGGAAGUGUUUAUUUUAAAGAAUAUUUGUGACUUCAAUAAAAAAAAACUUAUUUUUCACCUGGAAAAUGCUGUUUUUCGUGGUCAGCUCUCUUGGUUGAGGCACAAAAAUUCUCUCUCCCAGUUGGCAUAUUCGUAUGUUUCCUAAAUUUAUAUCUCAGUAAAUAUCUUAAUUAAUCACUUUCUUUGUGGGAUGUCACUUUCUUCCUUUAAUAUUUAUAUGACUUUCCUGUUCGAUACAUUUUAGCGCAUUUCUUCUGGAACUAUGUAUAGCAGUCCAUAAUCUCACAAGAAUUAUAUUAUUUGUUCUCUAAUGAUGGUGGUGGUGGUGAUGACGACGAUGAUGAUGAUGAUGAUGAUGAUGAUGAUGAUGAUGAACUUUGACUCAAUUACGUCAUCAUAUGGUUGCCUUUUCAUACAUGGAAACAACAAGUAAGUGCACAAAACUAGGUCAGAUAGGUGGGGCAAGAAAAUUAUGUCAUUUUUGGCUGGUCAUUAAAAGUCAAUGGACAAUUUUGGCAACAAUCAUCCUCAUUCCCAGAGUUUUUCAAAAUUCACUGACCUGAGCCCCAACACAGUCUAGUUAAUGCUGUCUUAUUUUCAGUGGUCAGUCAUUGGUUCUCGAGAAAAUUAACAAACUGAAUCAAUGUUUUUGUCUCUUUUGGUAGUUAACAAAUUUCCAGAACAUGACUUGUCAUCCAUUAACAUGUAAACAUUUGUGACUUGUGAAAACAAUGUGCUCAUCAGUCUUUCCCAAAGUGUCAUCCUUGUGAACUGCUUUCACCGUAACAGUGCUGCAACAUUUUUGCUGAACAGAAAAAAAAUGUAACCGUUUAUACAUUGUUCAUGUAAAUGUAACACCUAAAAAAAUGAGAUAAGAGCAAGCCAACUGCAACUGAGAAAAUCCUUUAAGUGCAGAUAAAACCUUCCAGGGUCAUCACAGGCAAUACUAAACUCAAAAGUUAGUAUAUUAUAAACAUCCCUCUGUGUCAGGACAGGGUUUUAUUGGAGACCUGUGGAUAUCUGUUGAUAACAUGUGAAAUAGCUUCUGAUUUCAAACAAAGGAAAACCAAUUGCUCAGUGAGGUUUGGUUUUAUUAAAGAAACAAAGAAAGGAAAAAAAUAAUAUAAUCCAUUGUGGUUAAUGUUUGUAUCAUGACUGGGUUACAUUUGUAAAACAUGCAAGGAGAGACUUCACACUCCAUGACCAACUUAGAAUGUUUCGGAAAAAAAUGGUUACUACUACAGUAUGUGAGAGGGUGAAAUUAGUUCUAGUUGUAUACACUGAAAUAUGAGCACAGUGUUAUGAAAUAUUUGUAGCACAAACACCAUGGAAACUUCGUAUAUAUGGAAUGUAGUAGUAGUUUCGCACAAUACCCAAAAAGUGAUACACUGUGAGGCUAUCAAAGAAAGGUAGGCUGUGCUUUGUUCCACUGUUUUAGACUAAUUGUCUUGAGGGGUGGUGGUGGUGUGUGUGUGUGUGUGUGUGUGUGUGUGUGUGUGUGUGUG